Molecule: messenger RNA, 1370 nt
Organism: Trichoderma virens Gv29-8
Lineage: Eukaryota; Fungi; Ascomycota; Sordariomycetes; Hypocreales; Hypocreaceae
Exons: 1
Coding region: 702-1025 (107 amino acids)
Source: RefSeq, a predicted model, not a curated record
CUCACAGCAGGAUCAGGAUCCUCAUUACGAACAACAACGAAUAAUCACUACCAUUCUCCACAUACACCCCUACCUCACUCACACUUUGUACUCCCACCAAACGCCACACGACAAACUCUUGUGUCCCAACUUUGCGCGUCGACGCGAGGGAACAUCAACCAAACAAUCCACCAACCUAUCCGAGACAUCUAAUCUCUCUCUCCAAUCCACAAUAACCAACACUCUACUGCGCUGGUCGCGUCAAACUCUCUACACACACAAAAUACCAGCCAUGUCUCCCAAGCAGUCAGACUCUUACUACCUGCUCCCCAACCUACAAGCCAUGGACCCUUCAGCCGACGAGCUUGACCUCAACGCCCAGGCGUGGAUCCAGCCCAUCAUCAUCGAGGAUGAAGACCUCAUGUUUGGCGGAAAGCCGCUGAGCGCCUGGUACGAGGAGGACCGCUCGCGCCUGAGCAGCACCAGCAGCAACAGCAGCGACGAUGGCAACCAGAGCCCCGAGGAGGAGGAGGAGCGUCGAGGACGAGAGCGCACGAGGAGGCACCACCACGACAGCAAGGCGCUGAAGAAGCCGCACCGAAAGUGAAUCACAACAUAACAGCUUCGCUACAACGACUCCGUGUCUUGGGUGGCGGAGGAUGGGGAGGGCCUGCUUGAUGCAUGGCUUCCAUCCAUCCUCUGCAUGGCUUCUCUUUAGCUAGAUGCAAGUUAUCACGCCCUGCACACUCAACUCAUCCUCAGCUGCGCCAACAAGCAUCUCCCUACUCGACAUCUCUAUCCUCCUCCUUAUUUAUAUCACGACUACGCCGGCCUUUCUUUCAUCACCACAUACCCAGCUACAACAUUUCAUCGCUUUAGACCAUCGACUGCGGGAAAGAGAAAAGAAACAUCAUUUUUUCAUCAUUCGGCUGCUCAUCAUACGGGUUUACACUGGCGUUUCAACAUCAUGUUUUCAUCUAUUCCAUCACUUUUUCUAUCACCCGUGGAUUCAUUCACUGGUUGCAUCGGGACUAGCGCGGGCUUGAACUUUGUUUUUUUUUUUUUAUCCCAAACAACAUAAACUCUGGCUGGUGUGGGGAAUCGCCGGAGUUGCAAUCCAAUCGGCUUCGCAUGGUUUUUGGGGGGGGCGACUGACUCGCUGUUGGUUGUUUUUAUACCCAUGGGAUUGUGAACGGUUUUAUUUUCAUUGAUUAUUAUUUCACGGGAUUUAUUGUAGAACAAUAUCUUUUAUAUUUUUGUUACAAACUAUUUUACGAUGGAGGGAUAAUGCGCGACGGGGGGUUGAGGAUGAAGGGCAUGGGCGGGAUUGAUACCCAGGUCUCGACAACUGAAUGGCAGGAAUACCAUAACAAAUAACAAUACAAAUUCAC